Messenger RNA from Spodoptera littoralis (African cotton leafworm), 939 nucleotides. Lineage: Eukaryota; Metazoa; Arthropoda; Insecta; Lepidoptera; Noctuidae. The record is from the annotation of a GenBank genome assembly.
AUGCCUCAAGUGUUGCAGGCGUACAUAGGCCAAGGUAACCACUUACCAUCAGGAGGGCCGUAUGCUAUUUUGCCACCGUCAUGGUAUAAAAAAAGGUACAGAGUGCCUUUCAUUGACAAGUGUGAAUGGAAGGACAAGGCCUGCAUCAAGAAGUCAGCUCAGAAAGCUGUACCCUUCUUUGCAAACGGUUUACCAGAGUUCGGAGUUAAAGCUUUGGACCCCAUCAAAAUUAACAAAGUCUCAUUAGAGGAAAGUGGCUUGAGCCUCACUUUUGAAGACUUCCAAGUUGUUGGACCCAGCAAAGCCAAAAUAUUAAGUGUGGACCGUGACGAAGCACCUUCUUAUAUAAAAUUGGAGGUAGAAUGCCCUAUUGACGUCACAGGUACAUACACUGCUUCUGGACAACUUCUGUUUGUGCCCAUCGAAGGACAUGGUCCCUUCCGAGUGAAUACCAACAACAUCUACAUCUGGGCUAAAGUUGCUGUAUCAACCGUUGACGGUCCUGAUGGAGAGAAACACUGGAAGAUUGGCAAAUUCGAAUACACCUAUGAACCUAAGGAUAAGACUUUGUUGGAUUUCAAAAAUCUCUUCAACGGAGACAAGAACAAAGCUGCACCCAUCGAGAAGAUUUUGGACGAAAAUUGGUUGGAGCUUAUGAAACUGUUCGCCAAACCAAUCAUUUCGAAGGUCAUUCACGAAAUUAAGGACGAUAUCCAAUCAUUCGUUAAGGCUGUACCUGCUAAGGACUUAGAACUGUAAUUGAUAAUAAUUUUAUAUUAAAAUACAAUCGAAGAAUGAAGAACAACAUAAUGCAUACUGAAAGUUCUUAAACAUGAGUUCAAAUGUUUACCUACCUUUAAUAUAUGUUUUUUUACAAAUCAAUAGCUUUACAAUGGUUUUAGUAAAAUGUUUUGAAUAAAACGUGGAGUUACUAAUACA